UGUGAGCACCCGCAGGUAAACGCCGCCUUCCAUCGAGUGCAGGUGUGCAUACCUGAACCUUAGAGGGUCUUUUUGUUCGUGGCUCAUCGUCAUACGUGAUUCCACUCGUGCGUGAAGCUCAGGCCGGCAUCGGAAGGAUGAGGUCGUUGCGGUGUGAGGUCAUCGGAGGAGCCGUCCUCGCGGUGCUUGACCUCAUAUUCGGCAUAUACAUAUUGGGGUUCUAUGGCAAGAUCCAAAACGAUCACUUCCACUGCCCGUGGGCUCACGGCAUCAGAGGCUGCGACUACUACAUGUUUGAAACAAAUCACAGCCUGCGCACCAUCAUAGGCCUGGCGGAGGGCAUCGUAAGCAUCAUCUUCUCGACCGUGCUGCUCAUCGCCUUCUUGAAACGAUUGCCGUAUCUCGCAUGGAGCUGGCUGGUCAAAGCCUUGUUCAUCAUCUGCCUGAACGCUUACUUCGUGGGCGACUGGCUGGUGAAGAGAGGUCGCUACUACCACUCGUACUGGGACCCGGACGAGUACAGAGAAGAGACUCGCUUCAUCACUGGAGGGGCAAUCGAGAUCGUCGUGCAGCUGGUGCUGUCCUUCGUCUUCUGCUGCCUCGCUGGUUCUUUUACUUACAAGAUGCGCCGCCGUGUGAGAGCAGAAAAGAUGGCAGAGACUGACAUCCACUGAACGGAACAGUUAACGGAAAAAGGUUAAAGGCUGAUGUUCGGUAAAUUUUCUCUCCACACUUUCAAGAUCGAAAGCGACAUUGCGUUAAGCAAGGCAUUGCCCCUUAGCUAACAUCUUUCUUUCACGUUACUGUUGAUUCUUCAGAAUGAUAUACAAAUCCUCUCUUAUGCAAUCAAAGAAUUUGCGAACCAAGUCUCCUAAACUAGAAUGCAAAACUUUUUAAAACAAAUUCUAUGAAAAUCCUAGUACAUUUUCCUUUAGUGACGAACAGCAAUUCUUCAUUAUUUUCGAGUGACCUUCUUUUCCUUCGGAACAAUGACGUCCAUAUUGUAUAUAAUUAUGUAUCAAAACCAACAAAUCUUUUUUCUAAGGUUUAAGUUUCUUCCUAGUUGGUGCAUUCAGUUAGCGUUUUUAUUCUACAAAUAAGUGUUGAUAUCAUGAUUCAUGUCCCAUCAGAUCGAACAAAUGAGCUCAUUUUUAAAGUGUAUAUUAGUUUUUGUUUCUCCUGCAGAGUUUACUGUCGUAUUUUUAGAUGUGACUGCUCUUAUUGUAUUGUUUUUUUUUUCUAAGUGCUUGGUCUUGCCUGCAACGCGGCGUUUUGUAAUUACCCUUAAGUUUUAUAUAUGACUACAUCAUAAUAUAUCUUUAGCAAGUUUCUCUGAACAUACAUAAAAUAAUGCACUUCACCUCAUUUACAUGCUGAUGACAGCAAGAGUUCAGCUGCUCCAUGAAAAUUCUAAACGAUCUAAGUAAUUAUAUCUCAAUUGAUAAGAGUUGCUUUUCAAUCUAUUUUUUCAAUUAACAGAUUUUACCGGCGUUGUGUCUUAGACUCUAGUUUUUCCCCAUUUAUCUUCGACGUCAAGAAGGUAAGCGACUUCACGCAACCGUCAUCUCUUAUCAGGCAGCUCUUAUCUUAACUCUCAAGUCUACAUGCAGUCAUUUCCUAGGUUAAUUCACUUCUGAAAAUAAUAUUGGCAUAACCAAGACUAAGUUCGAAUGCAUUUGUGCUGGUUUGAAAAAGAUUUUCUGACUCUUCGGAAUCAAUGCAUUUUUAUACUUCAUCAAACAUACGCCGCGUGCACACAACUGUUUUUGCAGUUUGGGAACAGCGAUCAGACAUAAUUUUGUAUUUGAUGUGAAUAUUGAAAUUUGUUGUUGUAAAUAUUGUUUUUUCUGUAAUCUAAUAUAAGAGUUUAAUUUUAAUUUAGCUUAUGAGAGUGUUGAGGUGACGUUUCUAGAAAAGUUAUCCCAGUCGUGUCGAAUCAUCAUGCAAUCGUGCAUUUUUGUUCAAAUCACACAAUAUACGUAGCUACAUAGUUUUGUCAUUGCGCCAUUUUCAAAAUUUCGUUACCUAAACUCGUAUUGUAGUGAAAAUAAUUUAGAUUCUUCAAAAUUGUAAAAUUGAUCAGUCAGCACGGCAGAAAAUUCGAUGCCACCUAGACUCUAUGCUCAAAUUACAUUAAAAGUCUGAUUAUUAACGAUGAUGGAAAAAAUUCAUUUAGACUGCUCUCUAGGCUCUGUGUUGUCUAGUUCAAAAUAAUUUUAUGCAGGGUGGGAAUUCCGCUUUGACUAAAAAUUCAGAAGUACAUUAUACCAUUCGAUGAUUUUCUCGUCCUUCUGUAAGAACUUAAAAUUUCAUAACUAGGAAAUGGCCCACUCUCGAACUUGCCCACGAUUCCUCUAUGGGUUUACACUGGGCGAAUGUGUCAUUGCCUGGUGAGCACACACGACUGGUAAUUAACAUCGUCACUCCGUUGCGCCGGGAAUAUUGCAACCAAUAAUACUUUAAGAAGCGCACACUUCCGAUGGCGUGUGUCGAUCAAUAACGAUAAUUGUACAUUGUUAAGAGCCAUUUUACAGUAUUGUGCGCUAUUUGUUGUUCAUUCGAAGCACCUGCGUGAGUUAGUGGUCUUUAUGUGACUUAUAACAACUAUUUGCGCCUGUUAAUUAAUGUUAAUGUAAAUUUGUAAGCUAUUAUAUAAGUCUUUAAUGAAGUUAGGGGUCUAUGAAUACAUGUCAUUCUUGUGUCAACUGUUGUUCG
Messenger RNA from Hyalella azteca, 2715 nucleotides. RefSeq lists its product as uncharacterized. The transcript is spliced from 6 exons. The coding region runs from base 138 to 674 and encodes 178 amino acids. The record is from RefSeq and is a predicted model, not a curated record. NCBI's taxonomy places the organism in Eukaryota, Metazoa, Arthropoda, Malacostraca, Amphipoda, Hyalellidae.